Cotesia congregata is the source of this 723-nucleotide messenger RNA. NCBI's taxonomy places the organism in Eukaryota, Metazoa, Arthropoda, Insecta, Hymenoptera, Braconidae. The record is from the annotation of a GenBank genome assembly.
AUGUCAUUUAAAGUAGCCGUUGUUUUAUUUGCAAUCAUCAGUGCAAUUACUUGCUCCCACAAUGUACCACCGAGGCAGAUUUGGAGAAGACAAAGAAGGGACGUACCUUCCAUAGUGAUUGGCAAUGUGGACAACCAAAUACGAAAUAACUUUAAUAUUGGUGGAGGCGGUUCAGUUCCGCCAGGAUCUCAAGUUGUUGCUGGCUCUGUAUUAACUCAGACAAACAAUGAUUACGUAGCAAUUAAUGAUGCGGGAAAACUGGUAUUGGUAAUGCCUGACGUCCUUACCAAGCCGGAACAACGUAUUGUUCCUGAUUUGAAUGACACAGAAAUUAGAAAACUGCUCAAUCUGACUCCGGAUCAGCAUAAUGCAAUGGUGAUUGUAAAUUUAAGAAAAUCUUUGAGCAUAUUGGAGGAAUAUUGUGAAAGAAUCUCACAAUUAGUCGAUCUGGCUAUCAUUGCGAAGAAAACAAAUUUUGAAAACACGAGGGAAUCUUACCCCCGUAAAUAUCAUGAUGAAAGAAUGUGGUAUAUCGAGUUAGAAAUGUACUUAAUCGAUAUUUUCGAUUAUCAAAAUGAUCUGGAUGAGUUAAUGAACAAAAUUCGCCGUCAGGAGAGCAUUUCUAAUUCGAAGGUUAAGAAAGCAAGAAAAACGAUGAGGGAACUGGUGAGAUCCCAUAAGGACUUGACGGAGCAGUCGCAACAGAUUUUAAAUUCUAGUUAA